AUGAUCUUAAAAGAACUUCUUUCCCUCCUACCUACCGAUGAUGUGACCACGCAAAGCACAAACGAGGAAACAAAACCAACCGAGAAUCCUCGCACCACUGAGACGCAGUCCGAAUGGACAUCAGACGAUCAGUUCGAAGAUGAAUCCGAAAGUGAUGCCACGGUUUGCGAGUUUGUAAAUGACCACAGCGUUAGCAACGAUUACAACUCCGUAAUGAUGAUCAAUUUCAACGUGAUUGUUGACUUGGGUUAUCGUAAUAAUCUUAAAGAAAUGAAAUCUAUCGAGCAAAUAGGAACGCUGGAACAAAACAGGAUUUGCAAUCAUUUGAUCAGAGUUACGAAAGUUUUGCAAGCCAAACACUUCGACGAGACAGUUUGGUGCAAGGACAACUUCCUGUUUUCAGCCGAACCACAGGCUCUUUCCAACUUGUCCGUCUACAUUCCGAUCGAAUCACCGAUUCACGGUUUCACUCGGGGCUGUGUAAAUCUGCUGCAGGAUAACUACCAGUCGCUGCUUGACCGUCACGUCUCAUACGCUUUCAGUCGUACACCGCAAACCUCUCGAAUUACCGUGACAAUCGCCCGUGUCGAGCUUUUAGAAAAAGAAAAUGUUAUCAUGCAAGAUCCAUGGCCUCCAAAAUGGGAUGACACAGCCCGAACCCUGUUGGCCGCGGUAGAUGCAAAUGAUAUUCUGCCAAUUAGAAGGGUUCACACAGAUGUGACAUUCAAUGAGAAGAAAGGACUAAAAUCGUACAGCAUAACGCUGUCUUUCAGCAUUGAAGAGAAACUUGAAGAUGGUGGUCUGGUGAGACACACAUUGGAUCAAGUAAAGCAACACGUGGAUGUGACCAAAUAUCUGACGGGAGAACGUUUGAAUGGCAAAAUGAAUUGGAAAGAGUGGAUAAUGAAAGUUCACGUGGUCAGUACACUCGAUACAUUAAAAGAUAUAGUCGAAAAUCUUGGCCCUCAGUUAUCUCAGAUUUUCGAAAAUGAGGGUUUGACCAAACACAUCAUAUCGCGCAGUAUUGUACGUUCAAGUCGAUUUGGGGAUAAGGCACGUUUUGGCAUGCAAAUCGUCCUGAACCUCUAUUCGUUGAUGGAGGAACAGCCGAAACUAGCAGAAGAAAUAACCGGCACAUUGUCGGCAAUCAGCUCACGUUUACAAGAAUCCAUGAAGAACCAUAAUAAAAGUUUUCGCAUCUCUCCGGAAUGUUGCACCGUGACCAGUUUCCAGUGGAAUUUGCAAUUGAGUUGCAAUUUUUCACCUCCUCCACCCACUUGCAAUGCAGAUCGGUAA
This is a messenger RNA of Echinostoma caproni, 1296 nucleotides long. Lineage: Eukaryota; Metazoa; Platyhelminthes; Trematoda; Plagiorchiida; Echinostomatidae. The record is from the annotation of a GenBank genome assembly.